UCUCAAAAGUCAAAACUGUCCUAACUACCAAAUGUCCUCCUCCUUCUCCGCCCACCUCCUCUCCAAACCUCUACACACAUUUUCUUCCCUCCAAAUCCAACAACCCACAUCUCCCAAAAGGACCACUCCACCCCCCAACUCCUCUCUUCUCAACCACCCCAUCACCACCGCCACCACCUCCCCACCACCCAAACCCAUCUCCCAUUCCCGCUCAUGGGUCGACACCAUUCGCUCCCGAACCCGGUCCGGUCACUACAAAGAAGCCAUCUCAACCUACAUCGAAAUGACCCGUUCCGGUAUCGAACCCGACAACUUUGCCUUCCCGGCGGUCCUCAAGGCCGUCACGGCCCUUCAAGACUUGAACUUGGGGAAGCAGACACACGCCCAUGUUGUCAAAUUUGGAUACGAGUCAUCUUCUGUCACCGUGGCGAAUACUCUUGUCAAUGUGUAUGGGAAAUGUGGCGAUAUUGGGGAUGCGUAUAAGGUGUUUGAUGGAAUGACUGAGAGGGAUCAAGUUUCUUGGAAUUCCAUGAUUGCUGCUUUGUGUAGGUUUGAGGAAUGGGAGCUGGCUUUGGAAGCGUUUCGGUCGAUGUUUUCGGAUAAUGUGGAGCCUAGCUCGUUUACUUUGGUGAGUGCUGCACUUGCUUGUUCGAAUUUGGAUAGGCGUGAUGGCUUGAGGCUUGGGAAGCAAGUUCAUGCGUAUAGUAUGAGAAUGUGUGAGUCGAAAACGUUUACUGUCAAUGCUUUGAUGUCUAUGUAUGCUAAGUUGGGGAUGGUGGGAUACUCGAGAGGUGUGUUUGAGUUGUUUGAGGAGUGUGACUUGGUUUCGUGGAACACCAUGAUAAGUUCACUGUCUCAGAAUGACCGGUUUGUGGAGGCAUUAGAGUUCUUCCGGUUGAUGAUUCUCGAGGGAAUCAGACCAGAUGGGGUGACGGUUGCGAGUGUUCUUCCUGCAUGUUCUCAUUUGGAGAUGUUGGAGGCAGGGAAGGAAAUUCAUGCUUAUGCAUUGAGAGCCAAUGAGUUAACUGGGAAUUCUUAUGUGGGCAGUGCUUUAGUUGACAUGUAUUGCAACUGCCGGCAAGUUGAGAGUGGUCGUCGAGUUUUUGAUGCUGUCAUGGAGCGGAGAGUUCCACUUUGGAAUGCAAUGAUUACUGGUUAUGCACAAAAUGAGUAUGAUGAGGAGGCCUUGGACCUGUUCCUUGAAAUGUAUGCUGUGUUGGGGCAUAAUCCAAAUGCCACCACAAUGUCAAGUAUUGUGCCAGCAUGUGUGCGGUCUGCAGCAUUCUCGGGGAAAGAAAGUAUCCAUGGUUUUGUAAUAAAGCGGAGUCUGGAGAAGAACAGGUACGUGCAAAAUGCACUUAUGGACAUGUACUCGAGGAUGGGAAGAACAGAAAUUUCAGAAACUAUAUUUAACAGCAUGGAAGGAAAAGACAUUGUAUCAUGGAACACCAUGAUCACUGGUUAUGUUAUUUCUGGACGCCAUGAUGCAGCACUUAAUCUACUAUAUGAAAUGCAAAGAGUAGAAGAAAACAAAAACACCGAUGGUACUGGCUAUGAUAAUGAAAGAAGGGUUCCUCUUAAGCCGAAUACUAUAACACUCAUGACUCUUCUUCCAAGUUGUGCUGUAUUAUCAGCACUCGCUAAAGGGAAAGAGAUCCAUGCUUAUGCUACUAGACAUUUGUUGGCAUUAGAUAUUGCUGUAGGUAGUGCACUGGUUGACAUGUACGCUAAAUGUGGCUGCUUAGAUUUAUCUAGAGCCAUGUUUAAUCAGAUGCCGUUGAAGAAUGUGAUCACCUGGAAUGUGCUUAUCAUGGCUUAUGGUAUGCAUGGAAGAGGAGAGGAAGCCUUAGAACUCUUUAGGAAUAUGGUGGAUGAAGGAAGAUGGAAUAAAGAGAUAAGGCCUAAUGAAGUUACAUUCAUUGCAAUUUUUGCAGCUUGUAGUCAUUCUGGGAUGGUAGAUGAAGGUCUGAACUUGUUCCACACAAUGAAACAAGACCACGGCAUUGAACCUGCACCAGACCAUUAUGCUUGUGUUGUGGAUUUGCUUGGUCGGGCUGGUAGUGUGGAGCGAGCAUAUGAAAUCAUCAAAACCAUGCCUUCUGAGUUUGAUAAAGCAGGUGCCUGCAGUAGCUUGCUUGGUGCUUGUCGACUCCACCGGAAUGUAGAGAUUGGAGAAAUUGCAGCUAAUCAUCUCCUGCAGCUGGAGCCUGAUGUGGCUAGUCACUAUGUUCUACUCUCUAAUAUCUACUCAUCUUCUGGACUUUGGGAAAAGGCCAUGGAUCUCCGGAGAAAAAUGAAGGAAAUGGGAGUGAGAAAAGAGCCUGGUUGUAGUUGGAUCGAGUUUGAAGAUGAGGUUCAUAAGUUUUUGGCUGGGGAUCUGUCGCACCCACAAAGUGAGCAGCUCCAUGAAUAUCUCGAAACCCUGUCAGAAAGGAUGAAAAAGGAGGGUUAUGUGCCUGAUACUUCUUGUGUACUUCACAAUGUUGAUGAGGACGAGAAGGAAACUUUACUCUGUGGGCACAGCGAGAAACUGGCAAUGGCUUUCGGCCUCCUCAAUACCCGUCCAGGGACUACCAUUAGAGUUGCCAAGAACCUUAGAGUCUGUAAUGACUGCCACCUUGCAGCGAAAUAUAUCUCAAAGAUGCUGGACAGGGAGAUCAUUUUAAGAGAUGUAAGAAGGUUCCACCAUUUUAGAAAUGGAAAUUGUUCAUGUGGAGAUUAUUGGUAAAAG
Messenger RNA from Rosa rugosa (rugosa rose), 2731 nucleotides. RefSeq names its product pentatricopeptide repeat-containing protein At3g57430, chloroplastic. Gene Ontology annotation, molecular function: RNA binding; protein binding; zinc ion binding. The record is from RefSeq and is a predicted model, not a curated record. Gene Ontology annotation, biological process: RNA modification. The transcript has a single exon. Bases 32 to 2728 code for a protein of 898 amino acids. Lineage: Eukaryota; Viridiplantae; Streptophyta; Magnoliopsida; Rosales; Rosaceae.